AUGAAACAUUUCAACAACACGAGAACCUUCUCACUUUCUCCUCUUCUUUUAUUGUUGCAAGCCCCUUCGAAGGUGUUUGUGGAACAAGUGUUUGUGAGAGUAUAUCAAACUAGAUUUGACGGUUUCAAUAGAGAUUUUGUUGAAUCAGUGGCGGAGCAAUUGCAACAAAAUCAACAACCUAAUUACCAAGUGGCGAUUGAACAAUUAUUAUCGGCUGUUUUAUUUGUGAUUCAGUAUUGUGUAUAUCAUCAACUGAAUACUCCCGAACAAAUACUGUCAUCGGAACUAUUUACGGAUAAUGAUCCUGCUUUUACAUCGCAUGAUAAAUUGAAACAACUUGUUGCUGGAACAGUGUUAAAAUUCCAUAGCGUUUGGAAAGAGCAAGCAUUGAACACACAAAUUGGAUUACCCAAAUUAGUGGAUAUGAAAUGGAGGGUGGAUUUGAGUACUGCAUCAAAUCUUAUUCAAAAGAUGGCAGCGCCAAGUGUGGUUAUUCAACUCAACGUGCAAAACCCAGCAGUAUCGACUGGCGUCAUGCCAAAAACGGAGCAAAUUAAUUUUGAAAUGGACAAGGAAACUCUCUCUACCAUGUUGAAAGGUCUUUCAAAGAUUAGAGAUCAACUUGCUUCCAUCAAAUAA
Naegleria fowleri is the source of this 639-nucleotide messenger RNA. RefSeq lists its product as uncharacterized. Bases 1 to 639 code for a protein of 212 amino acids. Lineage: Eukaryota; Heterolobosea; Eutetramitea; Acrasida; Naegleriidae. The record is from RefSeq and is a predicted model, not a curated record. The transcript has a single exon.